UCUCAUCGCAAAAUUGCGAACUCCAUUUGAACUUUCUCUCUCAAGAAGCGAAUGAAAAAUCUGAAUGUGUUUCUUUCUCUUUCUCUCUCUCGAAUUUGAAAGAAAAAGAAAAUGCAUACUUAAAUAUUAAUUAAUUAUUAAACCCAAACCGUUAAAGAAACUGCCCCAAGAAACUUUUUCUGGAAUUUCGAUCCUUUGUGCUUCGCUUUGUUCUUCCUCUUUCUCUCUCUCUCAGAUGGUAAAGGGAGGGAAGGUUAGUAGCAAAGGUGGUUUAAGGAAAAGGGUUAGGUCAAAGGGGGGUGGUUCGGAUGAUUCCGAUGAGGAUUAUGUGGUUUCGGAUGAUGCGGGGAAUGUGUCUGAUUGUGCUGAGGAUGAUUGUUUUUCUUUAGAUGGAUGUGCGGCUGAGAGUUUUGAUGGUUUUAUAGAAGAUGAGGAUGUGGAGGAGGAGGGGUUUCGACGGGUGACGAAAUUUAAGGGAUCGAGGGGUAAAACGGGUGUGAGGCGUCAGGGGAAGAAUGUGAGUAAAACCGCGCGGAAGAGACGGAGAAUUGAAUAUGCAGAAGAACUAGAUGAGGAGGAAGAAGAAGAAGAAGAUGAAGAAGAAGAGGUAGAAGAAGAAGAUGAUGAUGAUUAUGAUGGAGAAGAAGAGGAGGAUGAAGAAGAAGAAAAAGAAGUUGAAGAGGUAGAAUACGAAGAAGAGGAAGAAGAAGAAAAAGAAGUGGAAGAGGUAGAAUAUGAAGAAGAAGAAGAAGAAAAAGAAGUGGAAGAGGUAGAAUACGAAGAAGAAGAAGAAGAAAAAGAAGUAGAAGAGGUAGAUGGAAAUGAUGAGGAUGAGGAUUUCAAUUAUGAUGAUGACGAAUUUAUACCGGAGGAAGAAGAUUACACGGAUGAGGAGGAAGAAGAAAGAAGGGGCGGGAAGAAGAAAAAAAAGGAUUUUAGUUAUGAAGAUGAAGAAUUUAUACCGACAGAAGAAGAAAGAAGCGGCAGGAAGAAGAAAAAGGAGGAUUUCAAUGAUGAAGAUGAGGAACUUAUACCGUUGGAAGAAGAAAGAAGGGGAAGGAAGAAGCAAAAGGAGGAUUUAAAUUAUGAAGAUGAGGAAUUUAUCCCGACGGAAGAAGAUUACACCGAUGAGGAGGAAGAAGAAACGAGGGGUAUAACGAAGAAAAACAAUGGUAUUAAAAUGGGCAAGAAGAGGACUUUGAAGAAAAGGGUAUCUGCAACUUCUAGCAGAGGUCGAAAAAGGAGUGGCUCUAGAGUUUCCAAGAAGCCCAAAAGAAAGAGAAGAGGAAAGAGUGGAGGAUCGAGGAGGAAAGUAAAGUGUGAUGAUGAUGCAGACGAUUUUUUUGAUAAUGGCCCCGCCAUCAGAACAAAUAGCAGAAAGAAAUCAGGCCAGAAAAGGAGAAGGGUUCUCGUUGAAGACGCCAAUUCUGGUUCAGAUUGUGAGACUAGACUAUCUGAUUAUGAGUUUACUAUCUCCGAAGAAGAAAAAGAACAGGUGAGAGAAGCCAUGGAGUUGUGCGGAAAUAUAAGAAGGAACUUGAGGAGAGCUUCUCUUCGAAUGAAAAAUGAAGAGGUUGAAAUACAUGAAGAUCUGCAUCAGCAACGGAAGCCUCCAGCACAGAAGGGUAAGGAAAAGAUAGAGGAAUCUCAAGGAAGAAAGGGUAAGGAAAAAGUUGAGGAGUUAAAAAUUGAGGUGACAAAGCAGGUCUGUGGAAUUUGUCUGUCCGAGGAAAAUAAAAGAAGAGUAAGGGGAAUACUAAACAGCUGCACUCACUACUUUUGCUUUGCUUGCAUUAUGGAGUGGUCAAAGGUUGAAUCUCGCUGCCCUCUGUGUAAGCAGAGAUUCAAAACAAUCAGUAAGCCCACACGAUCAACAACAGCUCAAGAAGCAGUGAUACAAGUGCCCGAACGUGAUCAGGUUUAUCAGCCAACUGAAGAAGAACUCAGGAGUUACAUUGAUCCAUACGAGUCCGUUAUUUGUUCAGAGUGCAAUCUCGGUGGAGAUGACGGCCUCAUGCUACUCUGUGAUAUAUGUGAUUCUCCCGCACACACUUAUUGUGUUGGUUUGGGGCGAGAAGUACCGGAAGGUAAUUGGUACUGUGAUGGUUGUAGACCAGUUGCUUUGGCAUCUUUAAACUCCCAAGCUCAAGAACGCAGUGCUGAUAUAAGAGUUACUACCCAAAGCCAGCCUUCUAGACCAUCGCCUGUCCAUAUACGAGAAACUAUAGACCUGAACCUGAUGUCAUCACCCUAUACAUCUUUUGGUCAAGGGUUUGGGCAUCUUUCAUCCUCUAGAUUUUCGGGCAGAAGUGCCGAAGGCGCUUCUCCGAUGUCUGGUGGCGGGGCGCCAACUGUAUCAGAGAGACGACGGAUACACCGUCAAAUUCAGCAGCUACGAUCAAUGGAUAGAAUGACUUAUACAACCGGCAGAGUUAACGGUGUUUCAGCUACCAGUACAAUAAGUAACUUGCAUAGCUCUGAAAUUGAUCAAAAUAGGGAACCUACUUCUCCAUAUACAAGGACACAGGAUGUAGGAACAUCCUAUCACACAUUUUUUGAGGAGAGAUUAGGCAACAACAUCUCUCCAUUAAUGCAGAAUGGAGAUCACUUCUCCACAACAAUAAGCAAUUCAAUAAGGUCAGUGGUUCAGGAUUCAACCAUGUUUUCCAACGUGGCUAUGAAUGCGGUUAUAUGGCCUGGAUUUUCAGGGACACGCACCUUAUCAGAUAUUGAACCAAUCCACCCGUUCAGCAGCAGAUCAAACAUUGUCACCGAGUGUAGUAUUCCUCCGACUAUCAUAGAAGAAGAUAACUUGCACAUUGUAAAGGAGCAGGUGCAGUCAAUGGUUAAAAGCCAACUCAAGAGAUUGUCUGAAGAUGCCGAUUUGGAUUAUAGUACAUUCAAAGACAUUGCAAAGAGUUCUACACAUACGAUACUCGCUGCUUGUGGACUCGAGCACAAGACGAGCGAGGUUUGUAUGGCGCCUCCACCAUCGGUCUGUCCCCACAUUGAAUUAAUUGCUGGCGGACAAACGAGUAUGAUGAAAGGUUGCUGCUCCUCUUGUUUUGAUUCUUUUGUAGGAGAUGUGGUUAAAAGGAUUUUGGACACUAGAAUGUCUUCACAGUGGUUAAGAUUAGGAAUUUAGACAAAAUAUUCUUAAAUGUGUCGAAAGAGGCACACCUUUUUUUUUCUCUUAGGAAUUAAGUUAGGAGAAGAAUUUAUUAUUUACUUGUUCAUGCAUACAUUGACAUGAUUUACUAACAUUUCAAAGAAAGACGCAUUAUGUGUUCA
This is a messenger RNA of Vicia villosa (hairy vetch), 3291 nucleotides long. RefSeq lists its product as uncharacterized. NCBI's taxonomy places the organism in Eukaryota, Viridiplantae, Streptophyta, Magnoliopsida, Fabales, Fabaceae. The coding region runs from base 236 to 3145 and encodes 969 amino acids. The transcript is spliced from 4 exons. The record is from RefSeq and is a predicted model, not a curated record.